Molecule: messenger RNA, 1002 nt
Organism: Sporisorium graminicola
Lineage: Eukaryota; Fungi; Basidiomycota; Ustilaginomycetes; Ustilaginales; Ustilaginaceae
Exons: 1
Coding region: 1-1002 (333 amino acids)
Source: RefSeq, a predicted model, not a curated record
AUGGUGCUCUCGCCAUACGUCUUCGUGCAGACAUCGCCGUUCAGCCCGCUGCCGGACCUGCAGCCCAGUGAGGUUGCUUCGGCACACUGGAUUCCGCUUUCUUUGCUCUACACGCCUAAGCCCAAGUGGGGUACUACGUCGGUGGAUAUCAGCAGUCGUCUGGCGCCAAAGUCGCCGCUCGUUCGAUGGGUGCUACGAGCACUCGUGGGAAAGAUGGACUUCAAGUGUAUUUUGUUACCCAACGAUCCGGUGGCGGUGGCGGAGUACGACGAAAAUGACGAGGAGGCAGGCUUGCUGGUCGACGCCUCUAAUUACGGCACAGAGAAGGCUGGAUCGUACAUUGCGCGUGUCGAGGAAGGCAAAGCACGGCCAGAGCUGAGACUGUGGGGGUUGACGCUCGGGAUGACGCUCGACCUCCUGUCGCACAUGACGACAUUCAACAGCCACUCGUCGUUCCGCUCUGGAGGCCUGAUGCCCGUCACGCCUACGGCCGAACCUACAUCCCCGUCUCGAAGCUGGUCGACACUUCCCUCGGUGCCACCUCUGCAAGAUGCUGCAUCCAGCUCGAUGCCAACUACUGCAGAGCUCGUCUCGUCCCCGCUCGUCUCGGUCAACCGCGUCAUCGGUCGUGUCAGGGACGAAUUCCACCUCAAUCCGCCACCAGCAUCGCACGCUCUGGCACCGAGUCUCACCUCGGUCUUCCCGCGCUUCUCGUACCCAGACGUCAACUUUUGGAUUUGGUUCUUUGGCUGGCGCUACCGCAACGUGGUGAGGGGAUGGGAGUCGAGUGUGGGCACGCGGAUGGAGCGCAAGUUUAACUGGAGCGGGAUGGCGUUGGGUGCGUUCUACAGUGCGGUGAGGCGGGCGCUGGUGGUAGCGGUGAUGCUGAGGGCCUUGGGCAUGUUGUCGGCGGCGAGUGUGGCCACGUGGUUGGUGGGGAGGAAGGUGAACAGGAGCAGGAAGGGGCUGUCUGGUUUGGGUUUGGAUGAGCUGCUGUCUUGA